Molecule: messenger RNA, 2208 nt
Organism: Malania oleifera
Lineage: Eukaryota; Viridiplantae; Streptophyta; Magnoliopsida; Santalales; Ximeniaceae
Product: protein TIC 62, chloroplastic
Exons: 13
Coding region: 250-1848 (532 amino acids)
Source: RefSeq, a predicted model, not a curated record
GGGAAUGUCUCCCCACAUUAGCACCGCCACCGGCCGCAGCACCCAUUCCUAACCGGCGGUCACCACCUCACAAAUCACCGUGAUACAUACAAACGGGGGUGAAGUGGGGAGUGGCCGAGUGGGGACCCAUCAUAUCCUCGCCGGGUGGUGGCGGCUCCACUGCCAACCUUGGCCCGAAAACGAUGCUGAAAGACAAAAAAUUUACGUUGUAAGCGAAGAAGCCUUGUGAAUCUCUUCGACUCACAACCAAUGAACUCCGUAGCAAUGGAGCUUCGCUCCCUGCAUUCGCCCGCUGUAACGACCAUACCCUCCUCCCUUUCCCCAUCUGCUUUCACUGAGAAACAUUUUUUGUGUGGCCAUGGCCGGGCCCUCAAAUUACCCUGUUCCGUGAAACACCCAGAUGCUGGAAAGCCCUUUCUUCUUCAAAUUAGAGGUCGGGCUUCAGGCCCUGCUAAAGUUAGCUCAGUGGCAGUUGAAUCCAUUCCCAACAAAGUUGAUAAAGAUGAGAAUCUUGUAUUUGUUGCUGGUGCUACUGGUAGAGUAGGCUCACGAACCGUAAGGGAGCUUUUAAAACUUGGAUUCCAAGUUAGAGCUGCUGUAAGGAGUGCUCAGAGAGCAAAAAGUCUCGUGCAAAGUGUGCAGGAAAUGAAGCUUGAUGUUGGUACUUCAGGUGAAGGAACUCCAUCUGUCGAGAGACUUGACAUUGUAGAAUGUGACUUAGAGAAACGAGAUCAGAUUGGACCGGCAUUAGGCACCGCAUCAGUGGUUAUAUGCUGCAUUGGUGCCAGCGAGAAGGAGGUAUUUGAUAUCACUGGACCAUAUCGGAUUGACUAUCUGGCUACCAAAAACCUCAUUGAUGCUGCAACUGUUGCAAAAGUUAGCCACUUUAUUUUGCUUACGUCAUUGGGAACAAACAAAAUUGGAUUUCCUGCUGCUAUUCUAAAUUUGUUUUGGGGAGUACUGAUUUGGAAAAGGAAGGCUGAAGAAGCACUGGUAGCCAGUGGCCUUCCUUAUUCUAUAGUCAGACCUGGAGGAAUGGAGCGGCCUACUGAUGCAUAUAAAGAAACUCAUAAUAUUACACUUUCAAAGGAAGACACUUUAUUUGGAGGCCAGGUGUCAAAUCUUCAGGUUGCAGAACUAAUGGCAUUUAUGGCAAAAAAUCGGAGGCUUUCAUACUGUAAAGUGGUGGAAGUUGUUGCUGAAUCCACUGUUCCAUUGACUCCAAUGGAGGAGCUACUUACUAGGAUACCAUCUCAGCGUGCUGAUAUUUAUUCUACAAAGGAAUCUGAUGCUGCUGGUUUGGCUGAUCCCACUCCUAAAAGUGUCAUCCCUGAGGCUCCAAGCACUCCCUUUGAGAAAAAACCUGUUCAAGCAAAAGCAGUAGCAUCAAUGCCACUCUCUCCUUACAUUGCUUACGAAGAUUUGAAGCCACCUACUUCUCCAAGCCCGACACCAAGUGGUCCUAAAGAACUAAACUUUAAUGCCUCGACACUUGUCAAAGGUGUAUCACCCUCUACUGGAGGCAAUGAUGUGGCAAAGAUCAAUGCUGCCAGAAUUGUAGAAGGGGGUCCUCCCCAAGAUUUAAAUUUUAAUCAUUCACCAUAUUAUGUGUAUGAUGACUUGAAACCCCCAACGUCACCAUCUCCUAAUGUACCGACUGUGACACUCCCUGCAACAGCUUCCAAUUUUGAGGCUGUCAUUCCAGGUAACAGCGCAGCUCAGUCUUUAAGAGUAGAUAAAGUUCCAGAUAAGCAGCAUCGUGCAGCCCUGAAACCAAAGCCACUUUCUCCUUUUACCAUGUAUGAGGACUUGAAGCCUCCAACAUCCCCAACCCCAAGGAAACCUUGAGAGAAGAGCUUUUCAUCAAUUCGAAGAAGGCAGUUGUCCGAUUCCUCGGCAUUCUUCUUUCAUUUCAGGUUGGCCCCUGCCACUGGAGGCCCCUUGAGGAAGUCAUUUACAUCAAGGUAGACACUGAGUCGAGAGAUUUACACUGCAUGUUUUUCCAAAAUUCAUGAAGAGGCUCGCACUCGAAAUAUUAACAGUUUUUUAACUUGUAGAUUUAAUGCUGUAAUAUCUUGACAUUAUCUGUUAUAUGCAUUUGCCCACUUUUGUUAUAUUCUCUCUAAUGAACUCCUCUCAUGCUGUAAUACCUCUCACUGUCAUAUACAUUAUUUUCUAAUGCAACAUGUUCUCUACCAGUUCCUGCCA